CAACAACGUACCACUAACGGAAAGGUACCCUCAUUGGUAUCAGCAGCUAACAUUGGUUAGCUUUAUAUUCGAGUUAUCUAGCUACGUUUUACACCACAAAACGUUUAUUUCACCAUAUAACACAUUCGAUUCAAUUUUAAGACUGGGACUACACGGCGCAGGGUCAAGAUGUCGUACAUGCUACCACAUCUCCAUAAUGGCUGGCAAGUCGACCAAGCCAUCCUGUCCGAAGAGGACCGAGUCCUUGUGAUCCGCUUUGGACACGACUGGGACCCAACAUGUAUGAAAAUGGACGAAGUUCUGUACAGCAUAGCAGAAAAGGUAAAGAACUUUGCAGUCAUCUACCUGGUGGACAUCACAGAAGUGCCUGACUUCAACAAGAUGUACGAGUUGUAUGACCCCUGCACCGUCAUGUUUUUCUUCAGGAACAAGCACAUCAUGAUUGAUUUGGGCACCGGUAACAACAACAAGAUCAACUGGACAAUGGAGGACAAGCAGGAGAUGAUAGACAUUGUGGAAACAGUGUACCGAGGAGCAAGAAAAGGACGAGGUCUGGUUGUGUCUCCCAAGGAUUAUUCCACAAAAUACAGAUACUGAUUUAUUUCCCCUUUUUUUGGAGUUUUUUCCCCCCAUUUUUUUGUGACACAGCAGAGAGACUACAAGUUACAGACGUCAUGGAGGAUCUUUUUAAAAAUGUCAAUUUUUGCAGGUGAAACAGGACAAUAUUUUUUAGCAAUGUUUUGUCUGUGUGUGUGGCUUAAUUUUCAAUUUCAACUCCUUCAGCAUCAAUUACUUUUCUUUUUUACCAUUUAUUUCUUGGUGCUUAAACUCACUGUAAACAGCCUCACGUUUAAAUGUAAUAAACACGGAUGAUAUAUUUA
This is a messenger RNA of Scomber scombrus (Atlantic mackerel), 881 nucleotides long. RefSeq names its product thioredoxin-like 4A (gene txnl4a). The record is from RefSeq and is a predicted model, not a curated record. Gene Ontology annotation, cellular component: U5 snRNP; U4/U6 x U5 tri-snRNP complex; spliceosomal complex. Gene Ontology annotation, biological process: mRNA splicing, via spliceosome. The coding region runs from base 169 to 597 and encodes 142 amino acids. The transcript has 4 exons. Lineage: Eukaryota; Metazoa; Chordata; Actinopteri; Scombriformes; Scombridae.